Messenger RNA from Eutrema salsugineum, 1188 nucleotides. RefSeq names its product TIP41-like protein. Gene Ontology annotation, cellular component: cytosol. Gene Ontology annotation, biological process: TOR signaling. The transcript is spliced from 8 exons. The record is from RefSeq and is a predicted model, not a curated record. The coding region runs from base 66 to 941 and encodes 291 amino acids. Lineage: Eukaryota; Viridiplantae; Streptophyta; Magnoliopsida; Brassicales; Brassicaceae.
CCGGUUGGUCGCAAAAGUUUAAUCGGCGAAGAAAAGGAAGUGCCGAUAUUUCACCGGCGAUUAAGAUGGAGAUAGAGGUCGAUAAGGGGAUUCUUAAGUCUUCUGGGGCAGAGCUUCUUCCCAACGGACGUCGAGGUUUGCGCAUCCAUGACUGGGAGAUCGAAACCCUCCGUGGCACGAUUCUUACUUCUCUCGCUCUCCAAGACUGGGAAGAAAAGCUUCAUACAUCUCACUUACCUGAAAUGGUAUUUGGCGAGAAUGCAUUAGUCCUUAGACACCUAAGUAGCCACGCUAAGAUUCAUUUCAAUGCAUUUGACGCACUAGCGGGUUGGAAGCAAGAAGGGCUUCCACCUGUUGAAGUUCCUGCUGCAGAAAAAUGGAAAUUCAGGAGCAAGCCGUCCCAGCAGGUUAUACUAGAUUAUGAUUACACUUUUACAACGCCAUACCGUGGAAGUGAAGUCGUUGAGAAAGACCAAGAAGAGCACGUUAAGGAAAAAGCAAAUACUGAGGUUGAAGCUAGUCUUCAGUGGGAGAACUGUGAUGAGCAGAUUGAUUUGGCCGCUCUCUCACUUAAAGAACCUAUUCUAUUCUAUGAUGAGGUAGUUUUGUAUGAAGAUGAACUGGCUGACAAUGGAGUGUCACUUUUGACUGUGAAAGUGAGAGUCAUGCCAAGUUCAUGGUUCCUCCUCUUACGAUUUUGGCUUAGAGUUGAUGGUGUGCUUAUGAGACUGAGAGAGACGAGAAUGCAUUGUGUGUUUGGCAAAGGUGAGACACCCACUGUUCUUCGUGAAAGCUGUUGGAGAGAAGCAACAUUUCAGUCUCUAUCUGCGAAAGGGUAUCCCGUUGACUUAGCAGUCUAUAGCGACCCGAGCUCCAUCAGUCAGAGGCUACCGGUUAUUAAGCAGAUGACACAGAAACUGAAGAUCCCUCGGAAAGUGUAAGCUGUUGUUAAACCAAGAAGAAGGUGUCGCAUGAGCAGUAAAAAAAAAUACUUAAUAUUUACGAUUGAGUUUGUUGAUGUAAGGAGUUACUUAACUGAUUCAUUGUGGCGGAUUUCGUUUUCAUGCAAGCACUGAAACCCUUUCAUGUUAUUACACUGUUAUUGUUCCCAGAAUACUUUCCUCCUCACUAUUCAAAGUCUAUGAUUUGUAUCACACAAAUAAGAGUUAUUUCAAUUCUGUAUAAUGU